Messenger RNA from Manihot esculenta (cassava), 982 nucleotides. RefSeq names its product 21 kDa protein. Gene Ontology annotation, molecular function: enzyme inhibitor activity. The record is from RefSeq and is a predicted model, not a curated record. The transcript has a single exon. Bases 94 to 732 code for a protein of 212 amino acids. Lineage: Eukaryota; Viridiplantae; Streptophyta; Magnoliopsida; Malpighiales; Euphorbiaceae. Gene Ontology annotation, biological process: negative regulation of catalytic activity.
CAGUUAAAUACGCAUCAACCUGGCAUGCCAAUCCCAGAGAAGCCACUCGCUCAGUCUCAGCUCAUCCUCAAAAAAUACUAAACGCCACCAUCAAUGGAGACACAAACACAACGGCCUCUUAUUCUCUCCCUCCUCUUCGCCACCUUUCUCCUCCAUCUCCAACCAAUCGCCACCGUCGCUUCCGCCUACCCCGCCCCCGCCCCCCAAUCUAAUAGCACCGAUUACAUACGCACCAGCUGCGGUGCAACAUUGUAUCCCGAAAUCUGCUUCACUUCCCUUUCCCGCUACGCCAGUGCUGUCCAGCAGGACCCCGCCCGUCUCGCUCGAGUGGCCAUAGGCGUAAGCCUUUCGCGUGCCAGACACAUGGCUGUCUACGUCUCUAACAUCUCACGCGAAGCAGACUACGGCUCCGACCAUCGCGCAGCCGCUGCACUACACGACUGCUACUCAAACUUCGGAGACGCUGUAGACGAGAUCCACGGCUCGCUCAAGCAGAUGCGACAGAUUGGAGCGGCGGGCUCAUCGGCAGAGGCAUUCCGUUUCCAAAUGAGCAACGUGCAGACGUGGAUGAGCGCUGCGUUGACGGACGAAGAAACUUGUACGGACGGUUUUGAGGAUGUUCCGGAUGGGCCGGUGAAAUCAGACGUGUGUGAACGUGCGGCGGAUGUGAAGAAAUUUACCAGUAACGCUCUUGCUCUAGUUAAUAGUUAUGCUGCGAAAGGAAUGCCUUGACUGCUUUAUUUUUCUAUUGGUAGAUAAAUAUUUAGGCGUGUGAGUGGAAUACACAUUAGGAAGUAAAUAUAGAUGUUUGGAGUGUGAUUUUGGAUUUGCUGUUUGGUGUGGUAUGUUUCUAACCUUCUUUCGCCACUAAGAGAAGAAAGAAGAAGGAACUUUGUAACCGAGUUUAAUGAGUUUGACUAAUUAAACUCAGAGUUAACCUCUUUUGUAGAAAUUAAGUGUGUAACUUUCAAAAAUUUCUUCC